This is a messenger RNA of Saccharomyces paradoxus, 462 nucleotides long. It is a transcript of the gene HNT2, whose product is annotated as bis(5'-adenosyl)-triphosphatase. The transcript has a single exon. NCBI's taxonomy places the organism in Eukaryota, Fungi, Ascomycota, Saccharomycetes, Saccharomycetales, Saccharomycetaceae. The record is from RefSeq and is a predicted model, not a curated record. The coding region runs from base 1 to 462 and encodes 153 amino acids. Gene Ontology annotation, molecular function: catalytic activity.
AUGCCUGAAUCCCAAGAUUAUUUCAAGACCCUGCAGUUAAUUCAUAGAUUUAUUAAAUGGCAAUAUAAGGCAGACUCGAUCAAUGUUGCCAUACAAGAUGGACCUGAAGCGGGCCAAUCAGUACCCCACUUGCACACACACAUUAUACCACGUUACAAAAUAAAUAAUGUUGGAGAUUUGAUAUACGAUAAAUUAGACCAUUGGGAUGGUAAUGGCACUUUGGCUGAUUGGCAAGCAAGACGAGACGAAUAUUUAGGAGUUGGUGGUAGGCAAGCAAGAAAAAACAAGUCUACACUGGCCACUGCGGAUGGGGAUGAACCCUUGAAAGGCCCUAAUGUCUUGAAGCCAGACAGUCAGAGGAAGGUCAGAACUUUGGGCGAAAUGAAAAAAGAGGUUGAGGAUCUUCAAAGCGGACUAGAACAGUUUGUAUCUUCUAAUACUGAUUUGACACAAUGGCUAUAG